Didymodactylos carnosus is the source of this 882-nucleotide messenger RNA. NCBI's taxonomy places the organism in Eukaryota, Metazoa, Rotifera, Eurotatoria, Philodinida, Philodinidae. The record is from the annotation of a GenBank genome assembly.
AUGAGUUUAUACUUAAAGGAUGAAGACAGUGAUGAAUUUUAUUUUGACUAUCACCGUUUAUUAUUGGAAAAUAAAAUGUUGUAUUGUGCUGGAUAUUAUUUAGGUGCUAAUAAUAGUUUUGUCAGGUUAUUCACUAUGACUGGUAGAAAAUACUGGGUAGCUCAAGCAUCAUGCAACUACUUACUACCUGACUGGAAAAUUCAUUUUUCAAUUCAGAAACAACAUUUACCUCAAGCAUUUAAUUUACUCUCACAAUUAUAUUUUCAAAUGAAAUUACCCUAUGGUUUAAAAGCCGCAUAUCCCGACAAUUUUAAAGAUUAUGAAAAUAGUUGGCCAGAAAAAAUGAAAGGAAGAGAAAUUACCGUUUACAUAUUUCAAUACUUAACAUUGGUUGAAAAUAAAACAACAAUGAAAUAUAAUUAUGAUCCUUCUACAGAUAAAGUUCUCUCAAGUAAACGAGUUGAUUGCUCUCAUCUUGUAGAGGAUAAUGAUCCGUAUCGAUCGUAUGAUAUUUCUAUAAAAGAUGAAAUUCAUCUUAAUCGUUAUUUGGAUUUUAUCACUAGAGCUGAGCAAUUGUUAGAAAUAAACUUCAUCGAAACAAAUGGAUGCGCUUUAGGUGAUUAUCCAAUAGGAAAAUAUUGUUCCAUUCGAAAUGAAAAAUUUGUUGUUGUUAACAAUGAAUUGAAAUAUCCACCCAAUUAUUGUGGAUACAAUGGUUCGAAUGACAAUGAUCUCUCUCAAAGAUUCAAUUUAAAUGUAUAUAGAAAAAAAAGAGCUGCAAAAAAAUUAUUGAUACCAUCCGGAACUAUUCUCAUCAUAUCAUUUAUAUUAUAUUUUUUAAAUCGAUGGAGUGGAAUAGAAAAAUCAAGUUUUUCUUCUUGA